Messenger RNA from Rangifer tarandus platyrhynchus (Svalbard reindeer), 28993 nucleotides. Lineage: Eukaryota; Metazoa; Chordata; Mammalia; Artiodactyla; Cervidae. The record is from the annotation of a GenBank genome assembly.
GCUCAAGACGUAUGCCAACUUCCCAGAAGCACCUCAGGAGGAGGCUUCUCUCAGCAAUAGGCUCAAGACGUAUGCCAACUUCCCAGAAGCACCUCAGGAGGAGGCUUCUCUCAGCAAUAGGCUCAAGACGUAUGCCAACUUCCCAGAAGCACCUCAGGAGGAGGCUUCUCUCAGCAAUAGGCUCAAGACGUAUGCCAACUUCCCAGAAGCACCUCAGGAGGAGGCUUCUCUCAGCAAUAGGCUCAAGACGUAUGCCAACUUCCCAGAAGCACCUCAGGAGGAGGCUUCUCUCAGCAAUAGGCUCAAGACGUAUGCCAACUUCCCAGAAGCACCUCAGGAGGAGGCUUCUCUCAGCAAUAGGCUCAAGACGUAUGCCAACUUCCCAGAAGCACCUCAGGAGGAGGCUUCUCUCAGCAAUAGGCUCAAGACGUAUGCCAACUUCCCAGAAGCACCUCAGGAGGAGGCUUCUCUCAGCAAUAGGCUCAAGACGUAUGCCAACUUCCCAGAAGCACCUCAGGAGGAGGCUUCUCUCAGCAAUAGGCUCAAGACGUAUGCCAACUUCCCAGAAGCACCUCAGGAGGAGGCUUCUCUCAGCAAUAGGCUCAAGACGUAUGCCAACUUCCCAGAAGCACCUCAGGAGGAGGCUUCUCUCAGCAAUAGGCUCAAGACGUAUGCCAACUUCCCAGAAGCACCUCAGGAGGAGGCUUCUCUCAGCAAUAGGCUCAAGACGUAUGCCAACUUCCCAGAAGCACCUCAGGAGGAGGCUUCUCUCAGCAAUAGGCUCAAGACGUAUGCCAACUUCCCAGAAGCACCUCAGGAGGAGGCUUCUCUCAGCAAUAGGCUCAAGACGUAUGCCAACUUCCCAGAAGCACCUCAGGAGGAGGCUUCUCUCAGCAAUAGGCUCAAGACGUAUGCCAACUUCCCAGAAGCACCUCAGGAGGAGGCUUCUCUCAGCAAUAGGCUCAAGACGUAUGCCAACUUCCCAGAAGCACCUCAGGAGGGGGCUUCUCUCAGCAAUAGGCUCAAGACGUAUGCCAACUUCCCAGAAGCACCUCAGGAGGGGGCUUCUCUCAGCAAUAGGCUCAAGACGUAUGCCAACUUCCCAGAAGCACCUCAGGAGGAGGCUUCUCUCAGCAAUAGGCUCAAGACGUAUGCCAACUUCCCAGAAGCACCUCAGGAGGAGGCUUCUCUCAGCAAUAGGCUCAAGACGUAUGCCAACUUCCCAGAAGCACCUCAGGAGGAGGCUUCUCUCAGCAAUAGGCUCAAGACGUAUGCCAACUUCCCAGAAGCACCUCAGGAGGAGGCUUCUCUCAGCAAUAGGCUCAAGACGUAUGCCAACUUCCCAGAAGCACCUCAGGAGGAGGCUUCUCUCAGCAAUAGGCUCAAGACGUAUGCCAACUUCCCAGAAGCACCUCAGGAGGAGGCUUCUCUCAGCAAUAGGCUCAAGACGUAUGCCAACUUCCCAGAAGCACCUCAGGAGGAGGCUUCUCUCAGCAAUAGGCUCAAGACGUAUGCCAACUUCCCAGAAGCACCUCAGGAGGAGGCUUCUCUCAGCAAUAGGCUCAAGACGUAUGCCAACUUCCCAGAAGCACCUCAGGAGGAGGCUUCUCUCAGCAAUAGGCUCAAGACGUAUGCCAACUUCCCAGAAGCACCUCAGGAGGAGGCUUCUCUCAGCAAUAGGCUCAAGACGUAUGCCAACUUCCCAGAAGCACCUCAGGAGGAGGCUUCUCUCAGCAAUAGGCUCAAGACGUAUGCCAACUUCCCAGAAGCACCUCAGGAGGAGGCUUCUCUCAGCAAUAGGCUCAAGACGUAUGCCAACUUCCCAGAAGCACCUCAGGAGGAGGCUUCUCUCAGCAAUAGGCUCAAGACGUAUGCCAACUUCCCAGAAGCACCUCAGGAGGAGGCUUCUCUCAGCAAUAGGCUCAAGACGUAUGCCAACUUCCCAGAAGCACCUCAGGAGGAGGCUUCUCUCAGCAAUAGGCUCAAGACGUAUGCCAACUUCCCAGAAGCACCUCAGGAGGAGGCUUCUCUCAGCAAUAGGCUCAAGACGUAUGCCAACUUCCCAGAAGCACCUCAGGAGGAGGCUUCUCUCAGCAAUAGGCUCAAGACGUAUGCCAACUUCCCAGAAGCACCUCAGGAGGAGGCUUCUCUCAGCAAUAGGCUCAAGACGUAUGCCAACUUCCCAGAAGCACCUCAGGAGGAGGCUUCUUUCAGCAAUAGGCUCAAGACGUAUGCCAACUUCCCAGAAGCACCUCAGGAGGAGGCUUCUCUCAGCAAUAGGCUCAAGACGUAUGCCAACUUCCCAGAAGCACCUCAGGAGGAGGCUUCUCUCAGCAAUAGGCUCAAGACGUAUGCCAACUUCCCAGAAGCACCUCAGGAGGAGGCUUCUCUCAGCAAUAGGCUCAAGACGUAUGCCAACUUCCCAGAAGCACCUCAGGAGGAGGCUUCUCUCAGCAAUAGGCUCAAGACGUAUGCCAACUUCCCAGAAGCACCUCAGGAGGAGGCUUCUCUCAGCAAUAGGCUCAAGACGUAUGCCAACUUCCCAGAAGCACCUCAGGAGGAGGCUUCUCUCAGCAAUAGGCUCAAGACGUAUGCCAACUUCCCAGAAGCACCUCAGGAGGGGGCUUCUCUCAGCAAUAGGCUCAAGACGUAUGCCAACUUCCCAGAAGCACCUCAGGAGGAGGCUACUCUCAGCAAUAGGCUCAAGACGUAUGCCAACUUCCCAGAAGCACCUCAGGAGGAGGCUUCUCUCAGCAAUAGGCUCAAGACGUAUGCCAACUUCCCAGAAGCACCUCAGGAGGAGGCUUCUCUCAGCAAUAGGCUCAAGACGUAUGCCAACUUCCCAGAAGCACCUCAGGAGGAGGCUUCUCUCAGCAAUAGGCUCAAGACGUAUGCCAACUUCCCAGAAGCACCUCAGGAGGAGGCUUCUCUCAGCAAUAGGCUCAAGACGUAUGCCAACUUCCCAGAAGCACCUCAGGAGGAGGCUUCUCUCAGCAAUAGGCUCAAGACGUAUGCCAACUUCCCAGAAGCACCUCAGGAGGAGGCUUCUCUCAGCAAUAGGCUCAAGACGUAUGCCAACUUCCCAGAAGCACCUCAGGAGGAGGCUUCUCUCAGCAAUAGGCUCAAGACGUAUGCCAACUUCCCAGAAGCACCUCAGGAGGAGGCUUCUCUCAGCAAUAGGCUCAAGACGUAUGCCAACUUCCCAGAAGCACCUCAGGAGGGGGCUUCUCUCAGCAAUAGGCUCAAGACGUAUGCCAACUUCCCAGAAGCACCUCAGGAGGAGGCUUCUCUCUGCAAUAGGCUCAAGACGUAUGCCAACUUCCCAGAAGCACCUCAGGAGGAGGCUUCUCUCAGCAAUAGGCUCAAGACGUAUGCCAACUUCCCAGAAGCACCUCAGGAGGAGGCUUCUCUCAGCAAUAGGCUCAAGACGUAUGCCAACUUCCCAGAAGCACCUCAGGAGGAGGCUUCUCUCAGCAAUAGGCUCAAGACGUAUGCCAACUUCCCAGAAGCACCUCAGGAGGAGGCUUCUCUCAGCAAUAGGCUCAAGACGUAUGCCAACUUCCCAGAAGCACCUCAGGAGGGGGCUUCUCUCAGCAAUAGGCUCAAGACGUAUGCCAACUUCCCAGAAGCACCUCAGGAGGAGGCUUCUCUCAGCAAUAGGCUCAAGACGUAUGCCAACUUCCCAGAAGCACCUCAGGAGGAGGCUUCUCUCAGCAAUAGGCUCAAGACGUAUGCCAACUUCCCAGAAGCACCUCAGGAGGAGGCUUCUCUCAGCAAUAGGCUCAAGACGUAUGCCAACUUCCCAGAAGCACCUCAGGAGGGGGCUUCUCUCAGCAAUAGGCUCAAGACGUAUGCCAACUUUCCAGAAGCACCUCAGGAGGAGGCUUCUCUCAGCAAUAGGCUCAAGACGUAUGCCAACUUCCCAGAAGCACCUCAGGAGGAGGCUUCUCUCAGGAAUAGGCUCAAGACGUAUGCCAACUUCCCAGAAGCACCUCAGGAGGGGGCUUCUCUCAGCAAUAGGCUCAAGACGUAUGCCAACUUCCCAGAAGCACCUCAGGAGGAGGCUUCUCUCAGCAAUAGGCUCAAGACGUAUGCCAACUUCCCAGAAGCACCUCAGGAGGAGGCUUCUCUCAGCAAUAGGCUCAAGACGUAUGCCAACUUCCCAGAAGCACCUCAGGAGGAGGCUUCUCUCAGCAAUAGGCUCAAGACGUAUGCCAACUUCCCAGAAGCACCUCAGGAGGAGGCUUCUCUCAGCAAUAGGCUCAAGACGUAUGCCAACUUCCCAGAAGCACCUCAGGAGGAGGCUUCUCUCAGCAAUAGGCUCAAGACGUAUGCCAACUUCCCAGAAGCACCUCAGGAGGAGGCUUCUCUCAGCAAUAGGCUCAAGACGUAUGCCAACUUCCCAGAAGCACCUCAGGAGGAGGCUUCACUCAGCAAUAGGCUCAAGACGUAUGCCAACUUCCCAGAAGCACCUCAGGAGGAGGCUUCUCUCAGCAAUAGGCUCAAGACGUAUGCCAACUUCCCAGAAGCACCUCAGGAGGAGGCUUCUCUCAGCAAUAGGCUCAAGACGUAUGCCAACUUCCCAGAAGCACCUCAGGAGGAGGCUUCACUCAGCAAUAGGCUCAAGACGUAUGCCAACUUCCCAGAAGCACCUCAGGAGGAGGCUUCUCUCAGCAAUAGGCUCAAGGCGUAUGCCAACUUCCCAGAAGCACCUCAGGAGGAGGCUUCUCUCAGCAAUAGGCUCAAGACGUAUGCCAACUUCCCAGAAGCACCUCAGGAGGAGGCUUCUCUCAGGAAUAGGCUCAAGACGUAUGCCAACUUCCCAGAAGCACCUCAGGAGGAGGCUUCUCUCAGCAAUAGGCUCAAGACGUAUGCCAACUUCCCAGAAGCACCUCAGGAGGAGGCUUCUCUCAGCAAUAGGCUCAAGACGUAUGCCAACUUCCCAGAAGCACCUCAGGAGGAGGCUUCUCUCAGCAAUAGGCUCAAGACGUAUGCCAACUUCCCAGAAGCACCUCAGGAGGAGGCUUCUCUCAGCAAUAGGCUCAAGACGUAUGCCAACUUCCCAGAAGCACCUCAGGAGGAGGCUUCUCUCAGCAAUAGGCUCAAGACGUAUGCCAACUUCCCAGAAGCACCUCAGGAGGAGGCUUCUCUCAGCAAUAGGCUCAAGACGUAUGCCAACUUCCCAGAAGCACCUCAGGAGGAGGCUUCUCUCAGCAUUAGGCUCAAGACGUAUGCCAACUUCCCAGAAGCACCUCAGGAGGAGGCUUCUCUCAGCAAUAGGCUCAAGACGUAUGCCAACUUCCCAGAAGCACCUCAGGAGGAGGCUUCUCUCAGCAAUAGGCUCAAGACGUAUGCCAACUUCCCAGAAGCACCUCAGGAGGAGGCUUCUCUCAGCAAUAGGCUCAAGACGUAUGCCAACUUCCCAGAAGCACCUCAGGAGGAGGCUUCUCUCAGCAAUAGGCUCAAGACGUAUGCCAACUUCCCAGAAGCACCUCAGGAGGAGGCUUCUCUCAGCAAUAGGCUCAAGACGUAUGCCAACUUCCCAGAAGCACCUCAGGAGGAGGCUUCUCUCAGCAAUAGGCUCAAGACGUAUGCCAACUUCCCAGCAGCACCUCAGGAGGGGGCUUCUGUCAGCAAUAGGCUCAAGACGUAUGCCAACUUCCCAGAAGCACCUCAGGAGGAGGCUUCUCUCAGCAAUAGGCUCAAGACGUAUGCCAACUUCCCAGAAGCACCUCAGGAGGAGGCUUCUCUCAGCAAUAGGCUCAAGACGUAUGCCAACUUCCCAGAAGCACCUCAGGAGGAGGCUUCUCUCAGCAAUAGGCUCAAGACGUAUGCCAACUUCCCAGAAGCACCUCAGGAGGAGGCUUCUCUCAGCAAUAGGCUCAAGACGUAUGCCAACUUCCCAGAAGCACCUCAGGAGGAGGCUUCUCUCAGCAAUAGGCUCAAGACGUAUGCCAACUUCCCAGAAGCACCUCAGGAGGAGGCUUCUCUCAGCAAUAGGCUCAAGACGUAUGCCAACUUCCCAGAAGCACCUCAGGAGGAGGCUUCUCUCAGCAAUAGGCUCAAGACGUAUGCCAACUUCCCAGAAGCACCUCAGGAGGAGGCUUCUCUCAGCAAUAGGCUCAAGACGUAUGCCAACUUCCCAGAAGCACCUCAGGAGGAGGCUUCUCUCAGCAUUAGGCUCAAGACGUAUGCCAACUUCCCAGAAGCACCUCAGGAGGAGGCUUCUCUCAGCAAUAGGCUCAAGACGUAUGCCAACUUCCCAGAAGCACCUCAGGAGGAGGCUUCUCUCAGCAAUAGGCUCAAGACGUAUGCCAACUUCCCAGAAGCACCUCAGGAGGAGGCUUCUCUCAGCAAUAGGCUCAAGACGUAUGCCAACUUCCCAGAAGCACCUCAGGAGGAGGCUUCUCUCAGCAAUAGGCUCAAGACGUAUGCCAACUUCCCAGAAGCACCUCAGGAGGAGGCUUCUCUCAGCAAUAGGCUCAAGACGUAUGCCAACUUCCCAGAAGCACCUCAGGAGGAGGCUUCUCUCAGCAAUAGGCUCAAGACGUAUGCCAACUUCCCAGAAGCACCUCAGGAGGAGGCUUCUCUCAGCAAUAGGCUCAAGACGUAUGCCAACUUCCCAGAAGCACCUCAGGAGGAGGCUUCUCUCAGCAAUAGGCUCAAGACGUAUGCCAACUUCCCAGAAGCACCUCAGGAGGAGGCUUCUCUCAGCAAUAGGCUCAAGACGUAUGCCAACUUCCCAGAAGCACCUCAGGAGGAGGCUUCUCUCAGCAAUAGGCUCAAGACGUAUGCCAACUUCCCAGAAGCACCUCAGGAGGAGGCUUCUCUCAGCAAUAGGCUCAAGACGUAUGCCAACUUCCCAGAAGCACCUCAGGAGGAGGCUUCUCUCAGGAAUAGGCUCAAGACGUAUGCCAACUUCCCAGAAGCACCUCAGGAGGAGGCUUCUCUCAGCAAUAGGCUCAAGACGUAUGCCAACUUCCCAGAAGCACCUCAGGAGGAGGCUUCUCUCAGCAAUAGGCUCAAGACGUAUGCCAACUUCCCAGAAGCACCUCAGGAGGAGGCUUCUCUCAGCAAUAGGCUCAAGACGUAUGCCAACUUCCCAGAAGCACCUCAGGAGGAGGCUUCUCUCAGCAUUAGGCUCAAGACGUAUGCCAACUUCCCAGAAGCACCUCAGGAGGAGGCUUCUCUCAGCAAUAGGCUCAAGACGUAUGCCAACUUCCCAGAAGCACCUCAGGAGGAGGCUUCUCUCAGCAAUAGGCUCAAGACGUAUGCCAACUUCCCAGAAGCACCUCAGGAGGAGGCUUCUCUCAGCAAUAGGCUCAAGACGUAUGCCAACUUCCCAGAAGCACCUCAGGAGGAGGCUUCUCUCAGCAAUAGGCUCAAGACGUAUGCCAACUUCCCAGAAGCACCUCAGGAGGAGGCUUCUCUCAGCAAUAGGCUCAAGACGUAUGCCAACUUCCCAGAAGCACCUCAGGAGGAGGCUUCUCUCAGCAAUAGGCUCAAGACGUAUGCCAACUUCCCAGAAGCACCUCAGGAGGAGGCUUCUCUCAGCAAUAGGCUCAAGACGUAUGCCAACUUCCCAAAAGCACCUCAGGAGGAGGCUUCUCUCAGCAAUAGGCUCAAGACGUAUGCCAACUUCCCAGAAGCACCUCAGGAGGAGGCUUCUCUCAGCAAUAGGCUCAAGACGUAUGCCAACUUCCCAGAAGCACCUCAGGAGGAGGCUUCUCUCAGCAAUAGGCUCAAGACGUAUGCCAACUUCCCAGAAGCACCUCAGGAGGAGGCUUCUCUCAGCAAUAGGCUCAAGACGUAUGCCACCUUUCCAGAAGCACCUCAGGAGGAGGCUUCUCUCAGCAAUAGGCUCAAGACGUAUGCCAACUUCCCAGAAGCACCUCAGGAGGAGGCUUCUCUCAGCAAUAGGCUCAAGACGUAUGCCAACUUCCCAGAAGCACCUCAGGAGGAGGCUUCUCUCAGCAAUAGGCUCAAGACGUAUGCCAACUUCCCAGAAGCACCUCAGGAGGAGGCUUCUCUCAGCAAUAGGCUCAAGACGUAUGCCAACUUCCCAGAAGCACCUCAGGAGGAGGCUUCUCUCAGCAAUAGGCUCAAGACGUAUGCCACCUUUCCAGAAGCACCUCAGGAGGAGGCUUCUCUCAGCAAUAGGCUCAAGACGUAUGCCAACUUCCCAGAAGCACCUCAGGAGGAGGCUUCUCUCAGCAAUAGGCUCAAGACGUAUGCCACCUUUCCAGAAGCACCUCAGGAGGAGGCUUCUCUCAGCAAUAGGCUCAAGACGUAUGCCAACUUCCCAGAAGCACCUCAGGAGGAGGCUUCUCUCAGCAAUAGGCUCAAGACGUAUGCCAACUUCCCAGAAGCACCUCAGGAGGAGGCUUCUCUCAGCAAUAGGCUCAAGACGUAUGCCAACUUCCCAGAAGCACCUCAGGAGGAGGCUUCUCUCAGCAAUAGGCUCAAGACGUAUGCCAACUUCCCAGAAGCACCUCAGGAGGAGGCUUCUCUCAGCAAUAGGCUCAAGACGUAUGCCAACUUCCCAGAAGCACCUCAGGAGGAGGCUUCUCUCAGCAAUAGGCUCAAGACGUAUGCCAACUUCCCAGAAGCACCUCAGGAGGAGGCUUCUCUCAGCAAUAGGCUCAAGACGUAUGCCAACUUCCCAGAAGCACCUCAGGAGGAGGCUUCUCUCAGCAAUAGGCUCAAGACGUAUGCCAACUUCCCAGAAGCACCUCAGGAGGAGGCUUCUCUCAGCAAUAGGCUCAAGACGUAUGCCAACUUCCCAGAAGCACCUCAGGAGGAGGCUUCUCUCAGCAAUAGGCUCAAGACGUAUGCCAACUUCCCAGAAGCACCUCAGGAGGAGGCUUCUCUCAGCAAUAGGCUCAAGACGUAUGCCAACUUCCCAGAAGCACCUCAGGAGGAGGCUUCUCUCAGCAAUAGGCUCAAGACGUAUGCCAACUUCCCAGAAGCACCUCAGGAGGAGGCUUCUCUCAGCAAUAGGCUCAAGACGUAUGCCAACUUCCCAGAAGCACCUCAGGAGGAGGCUUCUCUCAGCAAUAGGCUCAAGACGUAUGCCAACUUCCCAGAAGCACCUCAGGAGGAGGCUUCUCUCAGCAAUAGGCUCAAGACGUAUGCCAACUUCCCAGAAGCACCUCAGGAGGAGGCUUCUCUCAGCAAUAGGCUCAAGACGUAUGCCAACUUCCCAGAAGCACCUCAGGAGGAGGCUUCUCUCAGCAAUAGGCUCAAGACGUAUGCCAACUUCCCAGAAGCACCUCAGGAGGAGGCUUCUCUCAGCAAUAGGCUCAAGACGUAUGCCAACUUCCCAGAAGCACCUCAGGAGGAGGCUUCUCUCAGCAAUAGGCUCAAGACGUAUGCCAACUUCCCAGAAGCACCUCAGGAGGAGGCUUCUCUCAGCAAUAGGCUCAAGACGUAUGCCAACUUCCCAGAAGCACCUCAGGAGGAGGCUUCUCUCAGCAAUAGGCUCAAGACGUAUGCCAACUUCCCAGAAGCACCUCAGGAGGAGGCUUCUCUCAGCAAUAGGCUCAAGACGUAUGCCAACUUCCCAGAAGCACCUCAGGAGGAGGCUUCUCUCAGCAAUAGGCUCAAGACGUAUGCCAACUUCCCAGAAGCACCUCAGGAGGAGGCUUCUCUCAGCAAUAGGCUCAAGACGUAUGCCAACUUCCCAGAAGCACCUCAGGAGGAGGCUUCUCUCAGCAAUAGGCUCAAGACGUAUGCCAACUUCCCAGAAGCACCUCAGGAGGAGGCUUCUCUCAGCAAUAGGCUCAAGACGUAUGCCAACUUCCCAGAAGCACCUCAGGAGGAGGUUUCUCUCAGCAAUAGGCUCAAGACGUAUGCCAACUUCCCAGAAGCACCUCAGGAGGAGGCUUCUCUCAGCAAUAGGCUCAAGACGUAUGCCAACUUCCCAGAAGCACCUCAGGAGGAGGCUUCUCUCAGCAAUAGGCUCAAGACGUAUGCCAACUUCCCAGAAGCACCUCAGGAGGAUUCUUCUCUCAGCAAUAGGCUCAAGACGUAUGCCAACUUCCCAGAAGCACCUCAGGAGGAGGCUUCUCUCAGCAAUAGGCUCAAGACGUAUGCCAACUUCCCAGAAGCACCUCAGGAGGAGGCUUCUCUCAGCAAUAGGCUCAAGACGUAUGCCAACUUCCCAGAAGCACCUCAGGAGGAGGCUUCUCUCAGCAAUAGGCUCAAGACGUAUGCCAACUUCCCAGAAGCACCUCAGGAGGAGGCUUCUCUCAGCAAUAGGCUUAAGACGUAUGCCAACUUCCCAGAAGCACCUCAGGAGGAGGCUUCUCUCAGCAAUAGGCUCAAGACGUAUGCCAACUUCCCAGAAGCACCUCAGGAGGAGGCUUCUCUCAGCAAUAGGCUCAAGACGUAUGCCAACUUCCCAGAAGCACCUCAGGAGGAGGCUUCUCUCAGCAAUAGGCUCAAGACGUAUGCCAACUUCCCAGAAGCACCUCAGGAGGAGGCUUCUCUCAGCAAUAGGCUCAAGACGUAUGCCAACUUCCCAGAAGCACCUCAGGAGGAGGCUUCUCUCAGCAAUAGGCUCAAGACGUAUGCCAACUUCCCAGAAGCACCUCAGGAGGAGGCUUCUCUCAGCAAUAGGCUCAAGACGUAUGCCAACUUCCCAGAAGCACCUCAGGAGGAGGCUUCUCUCAGCAAUAGGCUCAAGACGUAUGCCAACUUCCCAGAAGCACCUCAGGAGGAGGCUUCUCUCAGCAAUAGGCUCAAGACGUAUGACAACUUCCCAGAAGCACCUCAGGAGGAGGCUUCUCUCAGCAAUAGGCUCAAGACGUAUGACAACUUCCCAGAAGCACCUCAGGAGGAGGCUUCUCUCAGCAAUAGGCUCAAGACGUAUGCCAACUUCCCAGAAGCACCUCAGGAGGAGGCUUCUCUCAGCAAUAGGCUCAAGACUUAUGCCAACUUCCCAGAAGCACAUCAGGAGGAGGCUUCUCUCAGCAAUAGGCUCAAGACGUAUGCCAACUUCCCAGAAGCACCUCAGGAGGAGGCUUCUCUCAGCAAUAGGCUCAAGACGUAUGCCAACUUCCCAGAAGCACCUCAGGAGGAGGCUUCUCUCAGCAAUAGGCUCAAGACGUAUGCCAACUUCCCAGAAGCACCUCAGGAGGAGGCUUCUCUCAGCAAUAGGCUCAAGACGUAUGCCAACUUCCCAGAAGCACCUCAGGAGGAGGCUUCUCUCAGCAAUAGGCUCAAGACGUAUGCCAACUUCCCAGAAGCACCUCAGGAGGAGGCUUCUCUCAGCAAUAGGCUCAAGACGUAUGCCAACUUCCCAGAAGCACCUCAGGAGGAGGCUUCUCUCAGCAAUAGGCUCAAGACGUAUGCCAACUUCCCAGAAGCACCUCAGGAGGAGGCUUCUCUCAGCAAUAGGCUCAAGACGUAUGCCAACUUCCCAGAAGCACCUCAGGAGGAGGCUUCUCUCAGCAAUAGGCUCAAGACGUAUGCCAACUUCCCAGAAGCACCUCAGGAGGAGGCUUCUCUCAGCAAUAGGCUCAAGACGUAUGCCAACUUCCCAGAAGCACCUCAGGAGGAGGCUUCUCUCAGCAAUAGGCUCAAGACGUAUGCCAACUUCCCAGAAGCACCUCAGGAGGAGGCUUCUCUCAGCAAUAGGCUCAAGACGUAUGCCAACUUCCCAGAAGCACCUCAGGAGGAGGCUUCUCUCAGCAAUAGGCUCAAGACGUAUGCCAACUUCCCAGAAGCACCUCAGGAGGAGGCUUCUCUCAGCAAUAGGCUCAAGACGUAUGCCAACUUCCCAGAAGCACCUCAGGAGGAGGCUUCUCUCAGCAAUAGGCUCAAGACGUAUGCCAACUUCCCAGAAGCACCUCAGGAGGAGGCUUCUCUCAGCAAUAGGCUCAAGACGUAUGCCAACUUCCCAGAAGCACCUCAGGAGGAGGCUUCUCUCAGCAAUAGGCUCAAGACGUAUUCCAACUUCCCAGAAGCACCUCAGGAGGAGGCUUCUCUCAGCAAUAGGCUCAAGACGUAUGCCAACUUCCCAGAAGCACCUCAGGAGGAGGCUUCUCUCAGCAAUAGGCUCAAGACGUAUUCCAACUUCCCAGAAGCACCUCAGGAGGAGGCUUCUCUCAGCAAUAGGCUCAAGACGUAUUCCAACUUCCCAGAAGCACCUCAGGAGGAGGCUUCUCUCAGCAAUAGGCUCAAGACGUAUGCCAACUUCCCAGAAGCACCUCAGGAGGAGGCUUCUCUCAGCAAUAGGCUCAAGACGUAUGCCAACUUCCCAGAAGCACCUCAGGAGGAGGCUUCUCUCAGCAAUAGGCUCAAGACGUAUGCCAACUUCCCAGAAGCACCUCAGGAGGAGGCUUCUCUCAGCGAUAGGCUCAAGACGUAUGCCAACUUCCCAGAAGCACCUCAGGAGGAGGCUUCUCUCAGCAAUAGGCUCAAGACGUAUGCCAACUUCCCAGAAGCACCUCAGGAGGAGGCUUCUCUCAGCGAUAGGCUCAAGACGUAUGCCAACUUCCCAGAAGCACCUCAGGAGGAGGCUUCUCUCAGCAAUAGGCUCAAGACGUAUGCCAACUUCCCAGAAGCACCUCAGGAGGAGGCUUCUCUCAGCGAUAGGCUCAAGACGUAUGCCAACUUCCCAGAAGCACCUCAGGAGGAGGCUUCUCUCAGCAAUAGGCUCAAGACGUAUGCCAACUUCCCAGAAGCACCUCAGGAGGAGGCUUCUCUCAGCGAUAGGCUCAAGGCGUAUGCCAACUUCCCAGAAGCACCUCAGGAGGAGGCUUCUCUCAGCAAUAGGCUCAAGACGUAUGCCAACUUCCCAGAAGCACCUCAGGAGGAGGCUUCUCUCAGCAAUAGGCUCAAGACGUAUGCCAACUUCCCAGAAGCACCUCAGGAGGAGGCUUCUCUCAGCAAUAGGCUCAAGACGUAUGCCAACUUCCCAGAAGCACCUCAGGAGGAGGCUUCUCUCAGCAAUAGGCUCAAGACGUAUGCCAACUUCCCAGAAGCACCUCAGGAGGAGGCUUCUCUCAGCAAUAGGCUCAAGACGUAUGCCAACUUCCCAGAAGCACCUCAGGAGGAGGCUUCUCUCAGCAAUAGGCUCAAGACGUAUGCCAACUUCCCAGAAGCACCUCAGGAGGAGGCUUCUCUCAGCAAUAGGCUCAAGGCGUAUGCCAACUUCCCAGAAGCACCUCAGGAGGAGGCUUCUCUCAGCAAUAGGCUCAAGGCGUAUGCCAACUUCCCAGAAGCACCUCAGGAGGAGGCUUCUCUCAGCAAUAGGCUCAAGGCGUAUGCCAACUUCCCAGAAGCACCUCAGGAGGAGGCUUCUCUCAGCAAUAGGCUCAAGGCGUAUGCCAACUUCCCAGAAGCACCUCAGGAGGAGGCUUCUCUCAGCAAUAGGCUCAAGGCGUAUGCCAACUUCCCAGAAGCACCUCAGGAGGAGGCUUCUCUCAGCAACAGGCUCAAGACGUAUGCCAACUUCCCAGAAGCACCUCAGGAGGAGGCUUCUCUCAGCAAUAGGCUCAAGACGUAUGCCAACUUCCCAGAAGCACCUCAGGAGGAGGCUUCUCUCAGCAAUAGGCUCAAGACGUAUGCCAACUUCCCAGAAGCACCUCAGGAGGAGGCUUCUCUCAGCAAUAGGCUCAAGACGUAUGCCAACUUCCCAGAAGCACCUCAGGAGGAGGCUUCUCUCAGCAAUAGGCUCAAGACGUAUGCCAACUUCCCAGAAGCACCUCAGGAGGAGGCUUCUCUCAGCAAUAGGCUCAAGACGUAUGCCAACUUCCCAGAAGCACCUCAGGAGGAGGCUUCUCUCAGCAAUAGGCUCAAGACGUAUGCCAACUUCCCAGAAGCACCUCAGGAGGAGGCUUCUCUCAGCAAUAGGCUCAAGACGUAUGCCAACUUCCCAGAAGCACCUCAGGAGGAGGCUUCUCUCAGCAAUAGGCUCAAGACGUAUGCCAACUUCCCAGAAGCACCUCAGGAGGAGGCUUCUCUCAGCAAUAGGCUCAAGACGUAUGCCAACUUCCCAGAAGCACCUCAGGAGGAAGCUUCUCUCAGCAAUAGGCUCAAGACGUAUGCCAACUUCCCAGAAGCACCUCAGGAGGAGGCUUCUCUCAGCAAUAGGCUCAAGACGUAUGCCAACUUCCCAGAAGCACCUCAGGAGGAGGCUUCUCUCAGCAAUAGGCUCAAGACGUAUGCCAACUUCCCAGAAGCACCUCAGGAGGAAGCUUCUCUCAGCAAUAGGCUCAAGACGUAUGCCAACUUCCCAGAAGCACCUCAGGAGGAGGCUUCUCUCAGCAAUAGGCUCAAGACGUAUGCCAACUUCCCAGAAGCACCUCAGGAGGAGGCUUCUCUCAGCAAUAGGCUCAAGACGUAUGCCAACUUCCCAGAAGCACCUCAGGAGGAGGCUUCUCUCAGCAAUAGGCUCAAGACGUAUGCCAACUUCCCAGAAGCACCUCAGGAGGAGGCUUCUCUCAGCAAUAGGCUCAAGACGUAUGCCAACUUCCCAGAAGCACCUCAGGAGGAGGCUUCUCUCAGCAAUAGGCUCAAGACGUAUACCAACUUCCCAGAAGCACCUCAGGAGGAGGCUUCUCUCAGCAAUAGGCUCAAGACGUAUGCCAACUUCCCAGAAGCACCUCAGGAGGAGGCUUCUCUCAGCAAUAGGCUCAAGACGUAUGCCAACUUCCCAGAAGCACCUCAGGAGGAGGCUUCUCUCAGCAAUAGGCUCAAGACGUAUACCAACUUCCCAGAAGCACCUCAGGAGGAGGCUUCUCUCAGCAAUAGGCUCAAGACGUAUGCCAACUUCCCAGAAGCACCUCAGGAGGAGGCUUCUCUCAGCAAUAGGCUCAAGACGUAUGCCAACUUCCCAGAAGCACCUCAGGAGGAGGCUUCUCUCAGCAAUAGGCUCAAGACGUAUGCCAACUUCCCAGAAGCACCUCAGGAGGAGGCUUCUCUCAGCAAUAGGCUCAAGACGUAUGCCAACUUCCCAGAAGCACCUCAGGAGGAGGCGUCUCUCAGCAAUAGGCUCAAGACGUAUGCCAACUUCCCAGAAGCACCUCAGGAGGAGGCUUCUCUCAGCAAUAGGCUCAAGACGUAUGCCAACUUCCCAGAAGCACCUCAGGAGGAGGCGUCUCUCAGCAAUAGGCUCAAGACGUAUGCCAACUUCCCAGAAGCACCUCAGGAGGAGGCUUCUCUCAGCAAUAGGCUCAAGACGUAUGCCAACUUCCCAGAAGCACCUCAGGAGGAGGCUUCUCUCAGCAAUAGGCUCAAGACGUAUGCCAACUUCCCAGAAGCACCUCAGGAGGAGGCUUCUCUCAGCAAUAGGCUCAAGACGUAUGCCAACUUCCCAGAAGCACCUCAGGAGGAGGCUUCUCUCAGCAAUAGGCUCAAGACGUAUGCCAACUUCCCAGAAGCACCUCAGGAGGAGGCUUCUCUCAGCAAUAGGCUCAAGACGUAUGCCAACUUCCCAGAAGCACCUCAGGAGGAGGCUUCUCUCAGCAAUAGGCUCAAGACGUAUGCCAACUUCCCAGAAGCACCUCAGGAGGAGGCUUCUCUCAGCAAUAGGCUCAAGACGUAUGCCAACUUCCCAGAAGCACCUCAGGAGGAGGCUUCUCUCAGCAAUAGGCUCAAGACGUAUGCCAACUUCCCAGAAGCACCUCAGGAGGAGGCUUCUCUCAGCAAUAGGCUCAAGACGUAUGCCAACUUCCCAGAAGCACCUCAGGAGGAGGCUUCUCUCAGCAAUAGGCUCAAGACGUAUGCCAACUUCCCAGAAGCACCUCAGGAGGAGGCUUCUCUCAGCAAUAGGCUCAAGACGUAUGCCAACUUCCCAGAAGCACCUCAGGAGGAGGCUUCUCUCAGCAAUAGGCUCAAGACGUAUGCCAACUUCCCAGAAGCACCUCAGGAGGAGGCUUCUCUCAGCAAUAGGCUCAAGACGUAUGCCAACUUCCCAGAAGCACCUCAGGAGGAGGCUUCUCUCAGCAAUAGGCUCAAGACGUAUGCCAACUUCCCAGAAGCACCUCAGGAGGAGGCUUCUCUCAGCAAUAGGCUCAAGACGUAUGCCAACUUCCCAGAAGCACCUCAGGAGGAGGCUUCUCUCAGCAAUAGGCUCAAGACGUAUGCCAACUUCCCAGAAGCACCUCAGGAGGAGGCUUCUCUCAGCAAUAGGCUCAAGACGUAUGCCAACUUCCCAGAAGCACCUCAGGAGGAGGCUUCUCUCAGCAAUAGGCUCAAGACGUAUGCCAACUUCCCAGAAGCACCUCAGGAGGAGGCUUCUCUCAGCAAUAGGCUCAAGACGUAUGCCAACUUCCCAGAAGCACCUCAGGAGGAGGCUUCUCUCAGCAAUAGGCUCAAGACGUAUGCCAACUUCCCAGAAGCACCUCAGGAGGAGGCUUCUCUCAGCAAUAGGCUCAAGACGUAUGCCAACUUCCCAGAAGCACCUCAGGAGGAGGCUUCUCUCAGCAAUAGGCUCAAGACGUAUGCCAACUUCCCAGAAGCACCUCAGGAGGAGGCUUCUCUCAGCAAUAGGCUCAAGACGUAUGCCAACUUCCCAGAAGCACCUCAGGAGGAGGCUUCUCUCAGCAAUAGGCUCAAGACGUAUGCCAACUUCCCAGAAGCACCUCAGGAGGAGGCUUCUCUCAGCAAUAGGCUCAAGACGUAUGCCAACUUCCCAGAAGCACCUCAGGAGGAGGCUUCUCUCAGCAAUAGGCUCAAGACGUAUGCCAACUUCCCAGAAGCACCUCAGGAGGAGGCUUCUCUCAGCAAUAGGCUCAAGACGUAUGCCAACUUCCCAGAAGCACCUCAGGAGGAGGCUUCUCUCAGCAAUAGGCUCAAGACGUAUGCCAACUUCCCAGAAGCACCUCAGGAGGAGGCUUCUCUCAGCAAUAGGCUCAAGACGUAUGCCAACUUCCCAGAAGCACCUCAGGAGGAGGCUUCUCUCAGCAAUAGGCUCAAGACGUAUGCCAACUUCCCAGAAGCACCUCAGGAGGAGGCUUCUCUCAGCAAUAGGCUCAAGACGUAUGCCAACUUCCCAGAAGCACCUCAGGAGGAGGCUUCUCUCAGCAAUAGGCUCAAGACGUAUGCCAACUUCCCAGAAGCACCUCAGGAGGAGGCUUCUCUCAGCAAUAGGCUCAAGACGUAUGCCAACUUCCCAGAAGCACCUCAGGAGGAGGCUUCUCUCAGCAAUAGGCUCAAGACGUAUGCCAACUUCCCAGAAGCACCUCAGGAGGAGGCUUCUCUCAGCAAUAGGCUCAAGACGUAUGCCAACUUCCCAGAAGCACCUCAGGAGGAGGCUUCUCUCAGCAAUAGGCUCAAGACGUAUGCCAACUUCCCAGAAGCACCUCAGGAGGAGGCUUCUCUCAGCAAUAGGCUCAAGACGUAUGCCAACUUCCCAGAAGCACCUCAGGAGGAGGCUUCUCUCAGCAAUAGGCUCAAGACGUAUGCCAACUUCCCAGAAGCACCUCAGGAGGAGGCUUCUCUCAGCAAUAGGCUCAAGACGUAUGCCAACUUCCCAGAAGCACCUCAGGAGGAGGCUUCUCUCAGCAAUAGGCUCAAGACGUAUGCCAACUUCCCAGAAGCACCUCAGGAGGAGGCUUCUCUCAGCAAUAGGCUCAAGACGUAUGCCAACUUCCCAGAAGCACCUCAGGAGGAGGCUUCUCUCAGCAAUAGGCUCAAGACGUAUGCCAACUUCCCAGAAGCACCUCAGGAGGAGGCUUCUCUCAGCAAUAGGCUCAAGACGUAUGCCAACUUCCCAGAAGCACCUCAGGAGGAGGCUUCUCUCAGCAAUAGGCUCAAGACGUAUGCCAACUUCCCAGAAGCACCUCAGGAGGAGGCUUCUCUCAGCAAUAGGCUCAAGACGUAUGCCAACUUCCCAGAAGCACCUCAGGAGGAGGCUUCUCUCAGCAAUAGGCUCAAGACGUAUGCCAACUUCCCAGAAGCACCUCAGGAGGAGGCUUCUCUCAGCAAUAGGCUCAAGACGUAUGCCAACUUCCCAGAAGCACCUCAGGAGGAGGCUUCUCUCAGCAAUAGGCUCAAGACGUAUGCCAACUUCCCAGAAGCACCUCAGGAGGAGGCUUCUCUCAGCAAUAGGCUCAAGACGUAUGCCAACUUCCCAGAAGCACCUCAGGAGGAGGCUUCUCUCAGCAAUAGGCUCAAGACGUAUGCCAACUUCCCAGAAGCACCUCAGGAGGAGGCUUCUCUCAGCAAUAGGCUCAAGACGUAUGCCAACUUCCCAGAAGCACCUCAGGAGGAGGCUUCUCUCAGCAAUAGGCUCAAGACGUAUGCCAACUUCCCAGAAGCACCUCAGGAGGAGGCUUCUCUCAGCAAUAGGCUCAAGACGUAUGCCAACUUCCCAGAAGCACCUCAGGAGGAGGCUUCUCUCAGCAAUAGGCUCAAGACGUAUGCCAACUUCCCAGAAGCACCUCAGGAGGAGGCUUCUCUCAGCAAUAGGCUCAAGACGUAUGCCAACUUCCCAGAAGCACCUCAGGAGGAGGCUUCUCUCAGCAAUAGGCUCAAGACGUAUGCCAACUUCCCAGAAGCACCUCAGGAGGAGGCUUCUCUCAGCAAUAGGCUCAAGACGUAUGCCAACUUCCCAGAAGCACCUCAGGAGGAGGCUUCUCUCAGCAAUAGGCUCAAGACGUAUGCCAACUUCCCAGAAGCACCUCAGGAGGAGGCUUCUCUCAGCAAUAGGCUCAAGACGUAUGCCAACUUCCCAGAAGCACCUCAGGAGGAGGCUUCUCUCAGCAAUAGGCUCAAGACGUAUGCCAACUUCCCAGAAGCACCUCAGGAGGAGGCUUCUCUCAGCAAUAGGCUCAAGACGUAUGCCAACUUCCCAGAAGCACCUCAGGAGGAGGCUUCUCUCAGCAAUAGGCUCAAGACGUAUGCCAACUUCCCAGAAGCACCUCAGGAGGAGGCUUCUCUCAGCAAUAGGCUCAAGACGUAUGCCAACUUCCCAGAAGCACCUCAGGAGGAGGCUUCUCUCAGCAAUAGGCUCAAGACGUAUGCCAACUUCCCAGAAGCACCUCAGGAGGAGGCUUCUCUCAGCAAUAGGCUCAAGACGUAUGCCAACUUCCCAGAAGCACCUCAGGAGGAGGCUUCUCUCAGCAAUAGGCUCAAGACGUAUGCCAACUUCCCAGAAGCACCUCAGGAGGAGGCUUCUCUCAGCAAUAGGCUCAAGACGUAUGCCAACUUCCCAGAAGCACCUCAGGAGGAGGCUUCUCUCAGCAAUAGGCUCAAGACGUAUGCCAACUUCCCAGAAGCACCUCAGGAGGAGGCUUCUCUCAGCAAUAGGCUCAAGACGUAUGCCAACUUCCCAGAAGCACCUCAGGAGGAGGCUUCUCUCAGCAAUAGGCUCAAGACGUAUGCCAACUUCCCAGAAGCACCUCAGGAGGAGGCUUCUCUCAGCAAUAGGCUCAAGACGUAUGCCAACUUCCCAGAAGCACCUCAGGAGGAGGCUUCUCUCAGCAAUAGGCUCAAGACGUAUGCCAACUUCCCAGAAGCACCUCAGGAGGAGGCUUCUCUCAGCAAUAGGCUCAAGACGUAUGCCAACUUCCCAGAAGCACCUCAGGAGGAGGCUUCUCUCAGCAAUAGGCUCAAGCCGUAUGCCAACUUCCCAGAAGCACCUCAGGAGGAGGCUUCUCUCAGCAAUAGGCUCAAGACGUAUGCCAACUUCCCAGAAGCACCUCAGGAGGAGGCUUCUCUCAGCAAUAGGCUCAAGACGUAUGCCAACUUCCCAGAAGCACCUCAGGAGGAGGCUUCUCUCAGCAAUAGGCUCAAGACGUAUGCCAACUUCCCAGAAGCACCUCAGGAGGAGGCUUCUCUCAGCAAUAGGCUCAAGACGUAUGCCAACUUCCCAGAAGCACCUCAGGAGGAGGCUUCUCUCAGCAAUAGGCUCAAGACGUAUGCCAACUUCCCAGAAGCACCUCAGGAGGAGGCUUCUCUCAGCAAUAGGCUCAAGACGUAUGCCAACUUCCCAGAAGCACCUCAGGAGGAGGCUUCUCUCAGCAAUAGGCUCAAGACGUAUGCCAACUUCCCAGAAGCACCUCAGGAGGAGGCUUCUCUCAGCAAUAGGCUCAAGACGUAUGCCAACUUCCCAGAAGCACCUCAGGAGGAGGCUUCUCUCAGCAAUAGGCUCAAGACGUAUGCCAACUUCCCAGAAGCACCUCAGGAGGAGGCUUCUCUCAGCAAUAGGCUCAAGACGUAUGCCAACUUUCCAGAAGCACCUCAGGAGGAGGCUUCUCUCAGCAAUAGGCUCAAGAAGUAUGCCAACUUCCCAGAAGCACCUCAGGAGGAGGCUUCUCUCAGCAAUAGGCUCAAGACGUAUGCCAACUUCCCAGAAGCACCUCAGGAGGAGGCUUCUCUCAGCAAUAGGCUCAAGACGUAUGCCAACUUCCCAGAAGCACCUCAGGAGGAGGCUUCUCUCAGCAAUAGGCUCAAGACGUAUGCCAACUUCCCAGAAGCACCUCAGGAGGAGGCUUCUCUCAGCAAUAGGCUCAAGACGUAUGCCAACUUCCCAGAAGCACCUCAGGAGGAGGCUUCUCUCAGCAAUAGGCUCAAGACGUAUGCCAACUUCCCAGAAGCACCUCAGGAGGAGGCUUCUCUCAGCAAUAGGCUCAAGACGUAUGCCAACUUCCCAGAAGCACCUCAGGAGGAGGCUUCUCUCAGCAAUAGGCUCAAGACGUAUGCCAACUUCCCAGAAGCACCUCAGGAGGAGGCUUCUCUCAGCAAUAGGCUCAAGACGUAUGCCAACUUCCCAGAAGCACCUCAGGAGGAGGCUUCUCUCAGCAAUAGGCUCAAGACGUAUGCCAACUUCCCAGAAGCACCUCAGGAGGAGGCUUCUCUCAGCAAUAGGCUCAAGACGUAUGCCAACUUCCCAGAAGCACCUCAGGAGGAGGCUUCUCUCAGCAAUAGGCUCAAGACGUAUGCCAACUUCCCAGAAGCACCUCAGGAGGAGGCUUCUCUCAGCAAUAGGCAACUCCAGAGAUGCCCCGAGAACACUGUCCCAAGUCUAGAGGAACACCAACUUCAGCACAGCAACUCGAGGAAUGCUCCGUGUACCCCAAAUCGUCUCGAGAUGCGAGCUAAUUCCCUGGUUAGGCUCAAGACGUAUGCCAACUUCCCAGAAGCACCUCAGGAGGAGGCUUCUCUCAGCAGUAGGCUCAAGACGUAUACCAACUUCCCAGAAGCACCUCAGGAGGAGGCUUCUCUCAGCAAUAGGCUCAAGACGUAUGCCAACUUCCCAGAAGCACCUCAGGAGGAGGCUUCUCUCAGCAAUAGGCUCAAGACGUAUGCCAACUUCCCAGAAGCACCUCAGGAGGAGGCUUCUCUCAGCAAUAGGCUCAAGACGUAUGCCAACUUCCCAGAAGCACCUCAGGAGGAGGCUUCUCUCAGCAAUAGGCUCAAGACGUAUGCCAACUUCCCAGAAGCACCUCAGGAGGAGGCUUCUCUCAGCAAUAGGCUCAAGACGUAUGCCAACUUCCCAGAAGCACCUCAGGAGGAGGCUUCUCUCAGCAAUAGGCUCAAGACGUAUGCCAACUUCCCAGAAGCACCUCAGGAGGAGGCUUCUCUCAGCAAUAGGCUCAAGACGUAUGCCAACUUCCCAGAAGCACCUCAGGAGGAGGCUUCUCUCAGCAAUAGGCUCAAGACGUAUGCCAACUUCCCAGAAGCACCUCAGGAGGAGGCUUCUCUCAGCAAUAGGCUCAAGACGUAUGCCAACUUUCCAGAAGCACCUCAGGAGGAGGCUUCUCUCAGCAAUAGGCUCAAGACGUAUGCCAACUUCCCAGAAGCACCUCAGGAGGAGGCUUCUCUCAGCAAUAGGCUCAAGACGUAUGCCAACUUCCCAGAAGCACCUCAGGAGGAGGCUUCUCUCAGCAAUAGGCUCAAGACGUAUGCCAACUUCCCAGAAGCACCUCAGGAGGAGGCUUCUCUCAGCAAUAGGCUCAAGACGUAUGCCAACUUCCCAGAAGCACCUCAGGAGGAGGCUUCUCUCAGCAAUAGGCUCAAGACGUAUGCCAACUUCCCAGAAGCACCUCAGGAGGAGGCUUCUCUCAGCAAUAGGCUCAAGACGUAUGCCAACUUUCCAGAAGCACCUCAGGAGGAGGCUUCUCUCAGCAAUAGGCUCAAGACGUAUGCCAACUUCCCAGAAGCACCUCAGGAGGAGGCUUCUCUCAGCAAUAGGCUCAAGACGUAUGCCAACUUCCCAGAAGCACCUCAGGAGGAGGCUUCUCUCAGCAAUAGGCUCAAGACGUAUGCCAACUUCCCAGAAGCACCUCAGGAGGAGGCUUCUCUCAGCAAUAGGCUCAAGACGUAUGCCAACUUCCCAGAAGCACCUCAGGAGGAGGCUUCUCUCAGCAAUAGGCUCAAGACGUAUGCCAACUUCCCAGAAGCACCUCAGGAGGAGGCUUCUCUCAGCAAUAGGCUCAAGACGUAUGCCAACUUCCCAGAAGCACCUCAGGAGGAGGCUUCUCUCAGCAAUAGGCUCAAGACGUAUGCCAACUUCCCAGAAGCACCUCAGGAGGAGGCUUCUCUCAGCAAUAGGCUCAAGACGUAUGCCAACUUCCCAGAAGCACCUCAGGAGGAGGCUUCUCUCAGCAAUAGGCUCAAGACGUAUGCCAACUUCCCAGAAGCACCUCAGGAGGAGGCUUCUCUCAGCAAUAGGCUCAAGACGUAUGCCAACUUUCCAGAAGCACCUCAGGAGGAGGCUUCUCUCAGCAAUAGGCUCAAGACGUAUGCCAACUUCCCAGAAGCACCUCAGGAGGAGGCUUCUCUCAGCAAUAGGCUCAAGACGUAUGCCAACUUCCCAGAAGCACCUCAGGAGGAGGCUUCUCUCAGCAAUAGGCUCAAGACGUAUGCCAACUUCCCAGAAGCACCUCAGGAGGAGGCUUCUCUCAGCAACAGGCUCAAGACGUAUGCCAACUUCCCAGAAGCACCUCAGGAGGAGGCUUCUCUCAGCAAUAGGCUCAAGACGUAUGCCAACUUCCCAGAAGCACCUCAGGAGGAGGCUUCUCUCAGCAACAGGCUCAAGACGUAUGCCAACUUCCCAGAAGCACCUCAGGAGGAGGCUUCUCUCAGCAAUAGGCUCAAGGCGUAUGCCAACUUCCCAGAAGCACCUCAGGAGGAGGCUUCUCUCAGCAACAGGCUCAAGACGUAUGCCAACUUCCCAGAAGCACCUCAGGAGGAGGCUUCUCUCAGCAAUAGGCUCCAGACGUAUGCCAACUUCCCAGAAGCACCUCAGGAGGAGGCUUCUCUCAGCAAUAGGCUCAAGGCGUAUGCCAACUUCCCAGAAGCACCUCAGGAGGAGGCUUCUCUCAGCAAUAGGCUCAAGACGUAUGCCAACUUCCCAGAAGCACCUCAGGAGGAGGCUUCUCUCAGCAAUAGGCUCAAGACGUAUGCCAACUACCCAGAAGCACCUCAGGAGGAGGCUUCUCUCAGCAAUAGGCUCAAGACGUAUGCCAACUUCCCAGAAGCACCUCAGGAGGAGGCUUCUCUCAGCAAUAGGCUCAAGACGUAUGCCAACUUCCCAGAAGCACCUCAGGAGGAGGCUUCUCUCAGCAAUAGGCUCAAGACGUAUGCCAACUUCCCAGAAGCACCUCAGGAGGAGGCUUCUCUCAGCAAUAGGCUCAAGACGUAUGCCAACUUCCCAGAAGCACCUCAGGAGGAGGCUUCUCUCAGCAAUAGGCUCAAGACGUAUGCCAACUUCCCAGAAGCACCUCAGGAGGAAGCUUCUCUCAGCAAUAGGCUCAAGACGUAUGCCAACUUCCCAGAAGCACCUCAGGAGGAGGCUUCUCUCAGCAAUACGCUCAAGACGUAUGCCAACUUCCCAGAAGCACCUCAGGAGGAGGCUUCUCUCAGCAAUAGGCUCAAGACGUAUGCCAACUUCCCAGAAGCACCUCAGGAGGAGGCUUCUCUCAGCAAUAGGCUCAAGACGUAUGCCAACUUCCCAGAAGCACCUCAGGAGGAGGCUUCUCUCAGCAAUAGGCUCAAGACGUAUGCCAACUUCCCAGAAGCACCUCAGGAGGAGGCUUCUCUCAGCAAUAGGCUCAAGACGUAUACCAACUUCCCAGAAGCACCUCAGGAGGAGGCUUCUCUCAGCAAUAGGCUCAAGACGUAUGCCAACUUCCCAGAAGCACCUCAGGAGGAGGCUUCUCUCAGCAAUAGGCUCAAGACGUAUGCCAACUUCCCAGAAGCACCUCAGGAGGAGGCUUCUCUCAGCAAUAGGCUCAAGACGUAUGCCAACUUCCCAGAAGCACCUCAGGAGGAGGCUUCUCUCAGCAAUAGGCGCAAGACGUAUGCCAACUUCCCAGAAGCACCUCAGGAGGAGGCUUCUCUCAGCAAUAGGCUCAAGACGUAUGCCAACUUCCCAGAAGCACCUCAGGAGGAAGCUUCUCUCAGCAAUAGGCUCAAGACGUAUGCCAACUUCCCAGAAGCACCUCAGGAGGAGGCUUCUCUCAGCAAUACGCUCAAGACGUAUGCCAACUUCCCAGAAGCACCUCAGGAGGAGGCUUCUCUCAGCAAUAGGCUCAAGACGUAUGCCAACUUCCCAGAAGCACCUCAGGAGGAGGCUUCUCUCAGCAAUAGGCUCAAGACGUAUGCCAACUUCCCAGAAGCACCUCAGGAGGAGGCUUCUCUCAGCAAUAGGCUCAAGACGUAUGCCAACUUCCCAGAAGCACCUCAGGAGGAGGCUUCUCUCAGCAAUAGGCUCAAGACGUAUGCCAACUUCCCAGAAGCACCUCAGGAGGAGGCUUCUCUCAGCAAUAGGCUCAAGACGUAUGCCAACUUCCCAGAAGCACCUCAGGAGGAGGCUUCUCUCAGCAAUAGGCUCAAGACGUAUGCCAACUUCCCAGAAGCACCUCAGGAGGAGGCUUCUCUCAGCAAUAGGCUCAAGACGUAUGCCAACUUCCCAGAAGCACCUCAGGAGGAGGCUUCUCUCAGCAAUAGGCUCAAGACGUAUGCCAACUUCCCAGAAGCACCUCAGGAGGAGGCUUCUCUCAGCAAUAGGCUCAAGACGUAUGCCAACUUCCCAGAAGCACCUCAGGAGGAGGCUUCUCUCAGCAAUAGGCUCAAGACGUAUGCCAACUUCCCAGAAGCACCUCAGGAGGAGGCUUCUCUCAGCAAUAGGCUCAAGACGUAUGCCAACUUCCCAGAAGCACCUCAGGAGGAGGCUUCUCUCAGCAAUAGGCUCAAGACGUAUGCCAACUUCCCAGAAGCACCUCAGGAGGAGGCUUCUCUCAGCAAUAGGCUCAAGACGUAUGCCAACUUCCCAGAAGCACCUCAGGAGGAGGCUUCUCUCAGCAAUAGGCUCAAGACGUAUGCCAACUUCCCAGAAGCACCUCAGGAGGAGGCUUCUCUCAGGAAUAGGCUCAAGACGUAUGCCAACUUCCCAGAAGCACCUCAGGAGGAGGCUUCUCUCAGCAAUAGGCUCAAGACGUAUGCCAACUUCCCAGAAGCACCUCAGGAGGAGGCUUCUCUCAGCAAUAGGCUCAAGACGUAUGCCAACUUCCCAGAAGCACCUCAGGAGGAGGCUUCUCUCAGCAAUAGGCUCAAGACGUAUGCCAACUUCCCAGAAGCACCUCAGGAGGAGGCUUCUCUCAGCAAUAGGCUCAAGACGUAUGCCAACUUCCCAGAAGCACCUCAGGAGGAGGCUUCUCUCAGCAAUAGGCUCAAGACGUAUGCCAACUUCCCAGAAGCACCUCAGGAGGAGGCUUCUCUCAGCAAUAGGCUCAAGACGUAUGCCAACUUCCCAGAAGCACCUCAGGAGGAGGCUUCUCUCAGCAAUAGGCUCAAGACGUAUGCCAACUUCCCAGAAGCACCUCAGGAGGAGGCUUCUCUCAGCAAUAGGCUCAAGACGUAUGCCAACUUCCCAGAAGCACCUCAGGAGGAGGCUUCUCUCAGCAAUAGGCUCAAGACGUAUGCCAACUUCCCAGAAGCACCUCAGGAGGAGGCUUCUCUCAGCAAUAGGCUCAAGACGUAUGCCAACUUCCCAGAAGCACCUCAGGAGGAGGCUUCUCUCAGCAAUAGGCUCAAGACGUAUACCAACUUCCCAGAAGCACCUCAGGAGGAGGCUUCUCUCAGCAAUAGGCUCAAGACGUAUGCCAACUUCCCAGAAGCACCUCAGGAGGAGGCUUCUCUCAGCAAUAGGCUCAAGACGUAUGCCAACUUCCCAGAAGCACCUCAGGAGGAGGCUUCUCUCAGCAAUAGGCUCAAGACGUAUGCCAACUUCCCAGAAGCACCUCAGGAGGAGGCUUCUCUCAGCAAUAGGCUCAAGACGUAUGCCAACUUCCCAGAAGCACCUCAGGAGGAGGCUUCUCUCAGCAAUAGGCUCAAGACGUAUGCCAACUUCCCAGAAGCACCUCAGGAGGAGGCUUCUCUCAGCAAUAGGCUCAAGACGUAUGCCAACUUCCCAGAAGCACCUCAGGAGGAGGCUUCUCUCAGCAAUAGGCUCAAGACGUAUGCCAACUUCCCAGAAGCACCUCAGGAGGAGGCUUCUCUCAGCAAUAGGCUCAAGACGUAUGCCAACUUCCCAGAAGCACCUCAGGAGGAGGCUUCUCUCAGCAAUAGGCUCAAGACGUAUGCCAACUUCCCAGAAGCACCUCAGGAGGAGGCUUCUCUCAGCAAUAGGCUCAAGACGUAUGCCAACUUCCCAGAAGCACCUCAGGAGGAGGCUUCUCUCAGCAAUAGGCUCAAGACGUAUGCCAACUUCCCAGAAGCACCUCAGGAGGAGGCUUCUCUCAGCAAUAGGCUCAAGACGUAUGCCAACUUCCCAGAAGCACCUCAGGAGGAGGCUUCUCUCAGCAAUAGGCUCAAGACGUAUGCCAACUUCCCAGAAGCACCUCAGGAGGAGGCUUCUCUCAGCAAUAGGCUCAAGACGUAUGCCAACUUCCCAGAAGCACCUCAGGAGGAGGCUUCUCUCAGCAAUAGGCUCAAGACGUAUGCCAACUUCCCAGAAGCACCUCAGGAGGAGGCUUCUCUCAGCAAUAGGCUCAAGACGUAUGCCAACUUCCCAGAAGCACCUCAGGAGGAGGCUUCUCUCAGCAAUAGGCUCAAGACGUAUGCCAACUUCCCAGAAGCACCUCAGGAGGAGGCUUCUCUCAGCAAUAGGCUCAAGACGUAUGCCAACUUCCCAGAAGCACCUCAGGAGGAGGCUUCUCUCAGCAAUAGGCUCAAGACGUAUGCCAACUUCCCAGAAGCACCUCAGGAGGAGGCUUCUCUCAGCAAUAGGCUCAAGACGUAUGCCAACUUCCCAGAAGCACCUCAGGAGGAGGCUUCUCUCAGCAAUAGGCUCAAGACGUAUGCCAACUUCCCAGAAGCACCUCAGGAGGAGGCUUCUCUCAGCAAUAGGCUCAAGACGUAUGCCAACUUCCCAGAAGCACCUCAGGAGGAGGCUUCUCUCAGCAAUAGGCUCAAGACGUAUGCCAACUUCCCAGAAGCACCUCAGGAGGAGGCUUCUCUCAGCAAUAGGCUCAAGACGUAUGCCAACUUCCCAGAAGCACCUCAGGAGGAGGCUUCUCUCAGCAAUAGGCUCAAGACGUAUGCCAACUUCCCAGAAGCACCUCAGGAGGAGGCUUCUCUCAGCAAUAGGCUCAAGACGUAUGCCAACUUCCCAGAAGCACCUCAGGAGGAGGCUUCUCUCAGCAAUAGGCUCAAGACGUAUGCCAACUUCCCAGAAGCACCUCAGGAGGAGGCUUCUCUCAGCAAUAGGCUCAAGACGUAUGCCAACUUCCCAGAAGCACCUCAGGAGGAGGCUUCUCUCAGCAAUAGGCUCAAGACGUAUGCCAACUUCCCAGAAGCACCUCAGGAGGAGGCUUCUCUCAGCAAUAGGCUCAAGACGUAUGCCAACUUCCCAGAAGCACCUCAGGAGGAGGCUUCUCUCAGCAAUAGGCUCAAGACGUAUGCCAACUUCCCAGAAGCACCUCAGGAGGAGGCUUCUCUCAGCAAUAGGCUCAAGACGUAUGCCAACUUCCCAGAAGCACCUCAGGAGGAGGCUUCUCUCAGCAAUAGGCUCAAGACGUAUGCCAACUUCCCAGAAGCACCUCAGGAGGAGGCUUCUCUCAGCAAUAGGCUCAAGACGUAUGCCAACUUCCCAGAAGCACCUCAGGAGGAGGCUUCUCUCAGCAAUAGGCUCAAGACGUAUGCCACCUUCCCAGAAGCACCUCAGGAGGAGGCUUCUCUCAGCAAUAGGCUCAAGACGUAUGCCAACUUCCCAGAAGCACCUCAGGAGGAGGCUUCUCUCAGCAAUAGGCUCAAGACGUAUGCCAACUUCCCAGAAGCACCUCAGGAGGAGGCUUCUCUCAGCAAUAGGCUCAAGACGUAUGCCAACUUCCCAGAAGCACCUCAGGAGGAGGCUUCUCUCAGCAAUAGGCUCAAGACGUAUGCCAACUUCCCAGAAGCACCUCAGGAGGAGGCUUCUCUCAGCAAUAGGCUCAAGACGUAUGCCAACUUCCCAGAAGCACCUCAGGAGGAGGCUUCUCUCAGCAAUAGGCUCAAGACGUAUGCCAACUUCCCAGAAGCACCUCAGGAGGAGGCUUCUCUCAGCAAUAGGCUCAAGACGUAUGCCAACUUCCCAGAAGCACCUCAGGAGGAGGCUUCUCUCAGCAAUAGGCUCAAGACGUAUGCCAACUUCCCAGAAGCACCUCAGGAGGAGGCUUCUCUCAGCAAUAGGCUCAAGACGUAUGCCAACUUCCCAGAAGCACCUCAGGAGGAGGCUUCUCUCAGCAAUAGGCUCAAGACGUAUGCCAACUUCCCAGAAGCACCUCAGGAGGAGGCUUCUCUCAGCAAUAGGCUCAAGACGUAUGCCAACUUCCCAGAAGCACCUCAGGAGGAGGCUUCUCACAGCAAUAGGCUCAAGACGUAUGCCAACUUCCCAGAAGCACCUCAGGAGGAGGCUUCUCUCAGCAAUAGGCAACUCCGGAGAUGCCCCAAGAACACUGUCCCAAGUCUAGAGGAACACCAACUUCAGCACAGCAACUCGAGGAAUGCUCCGUGUACCCCAAAUCGUCUCGAGAUGCGAGCUGAUUUCCUGGCUUAG